CUUUUCAUUACUUUUUGUUUGCGAGAAAUUCUUUGUGAAAAUUCAUUGAUUCAGAUAGUAAUAGUACAAAAUGGUAGUCUGUAUAGUGAGUGGUUGCAACAGCAAUUCUAGAAAAUGUAACGGUGAACGUAUAAGUUUCUUUCAAUUGCCGAAAAACCAAAUUAUGCGUGAAGCUUGGUUGCGAAGAAUCGGAGAAAAUCGCAUAUCUCAUAAUAAAAAAUUUGGAAAAGUGUGUUCAUUGCAUUUUUCGGAAGAUUCAUUCAUGGUAUCAAAAAGGAAAUCGAAAGUUACAGAGGACAAGAGAAAACUACGCCUUUUACAAACUGCUAUACCAACUUUGUUUUCAACAUCAACAGAAAAGAGGACAAACUACUACGGUAAAUAUGGAUUUUAAAAUUAUUCGUCGAGAAUUUCCACUUGUCAGUAAUCUAGGCACAAGCAGAGACGAGAAUGAAGAAAUCAGCAGUGAGAUUGAUGCAGUGGAUAAAUCUUGCCGCAAUGUUACUUCUAACAAUAACGAAACUGAUGGCAUUG
Messenger RNA from Mycetomoellerius zeteki, 534 nucleotides. RefSeq lists its product as uncharacterized. Bases 71 to 394 code for a protein of 107 amino acids. NCBI's taxonomy places the organism in Eukaryota, Metazoa, Arthropoda, Insecta, Hymenoptera, Formicidae. The transcript is spliced from 3 exons. The record is from RefSeq and is a predicted model, not a curated record.